Messenger RNA from Trichoderma virens Gv29-8, 762 nucleotides. RefSeq lists its product as uncharacterized. Gene Ontology annotation, cellular component: BLOC-1 complex. The record is from RefSeq and is a predicted model, not a curated record. NCBI's taxonomy places the organism in Eukaryota, Fungi, Ascomycota, Sordariomycetes, Hypocreales, Hypocreaceae. The coding region runs from base 1 to 762 and encodes 253 amino acids. Gene Ontology annotation, biological process: endosomal transport. The transcript has a single exon.
AUGUCGGCAGCAUCGUCCAGCGGCCUACGAAGGGCCACAAACGCCAGCAACAUGGCCGGCCCAUCGUCGUCGCCUCGCUGGUUCUCCCAGACUCAGUCCGCCUCGCCGCCGUCCGCCCCGUCCGUGGUGACAGCCUCGGCCGCCGCCACAGUCUCGCCCGCGCCCGCGCCCGCACUGCAGCCCACGCUGCCCUCGGCCGAAACGCAGCGGCACGUCUCCGAGGCGCGCGCCGCGGUGGUCGCCUCCAUCGGCAACAUGCUGGACUCGGAGCUGCAGUCGCGCGCGAGCAUCUUGCACGAGAACGCCGCGGCGCUGGAGAAGCAGGAGCGGGACGUGCUGCGCGCCACCGAGGGCCUGCGCAAGGAGACGCAGAAGCUGAAGACAGAGGCGGACAAGGCGGCGAGGAAGGUCAAGGAGCUGGGCAAUGUGCAGAACUGGGCCGAGGUGCUGGAGCGAGGGUUUCUGGUGCUGGAGGAGACUGUGAGGCUUGCUAACGGAGGGGAGGAUACGGAUGAGGAUGGGGGCAGUCAGUGCAGCUGCAGCUGCAGCGAGUGCGGCAGGGAGUCAGAUAUGAACGACGAAGAGGACGAGGGCAACGAUAGCGGCAAUGGCAACGCCAACAAUGGUGUCGAUAACGGUGCUGAGAGGAGAAUGGAUGUGGAUGGCAUGUCCGAUGCCAGUCGAAGCCUGAUGGACCUAGACUCAAGUACCGGCACGGGGCGAGCAAAGGGCUCCGAAACGGCGUCUAUUUCGACGGGGUGA